AUGUUGCGCCGCCGCACUGGCAAGGAUGACGCCCCUCCAUCCAACGACAAUACCAGCCGGUCCAUCCGAGACAAGGAGGAGGAAGAGAAGCUUCGAGCCGAGUUCGAGGGCGCCAAAGUCAAGCAGUUGGUAAUUAAGCCGCGCAGCAAGCGUCGAAAUGGUUUUAUUUUCGUGCUGGGUGGCCUCUUUGGUGUUUUUAUCGCCCUAUUCUUCGCCAAUCAACAGGAGGUGAUCAACCUGGACGGGUUGAUGGAUCUGAAUAUCGAUACCCUGAUCGAUGUAAUCCCCCAAGGCAUCGUGCGAGAUGCGAAAGAGUUCUCGAUGCGACAGCAACAUGAACGCGAUGCCGUCAAUUACGAUUCCUUUGCCGUCGGACUACACCUUCAAUCACAAGGCGUUAAAGCUAAGCAUCCUGUUGUUAUGAUCCCUGGCGUCAUCUCUACCGGUCUCGAGAGCUGGGGAACUGGAGAUACCUCCCGGCAGUACUUCCGGCGACGACUAUGGGGCAGUUGGAGUAUGAUGCGGGCCCUGGUGAUGGACAAGGCAGAAUGGAAGAACCAUAUCAUGCUGGAUCGAAAGACAGGUCUUGACCCGCCGGGAGUCAAGCUGCGUGCGGCGCAAGGUUUCGACGCUACUGACUUCUUUAUCACGGGCUACUGGAUCUGGAAUAAGAUCUUGGAAAACCUGGCGACAAUUGGAUAUGACCCGACCAACGCUUUUACCGCCGCCUACGAUUGGCGACUAUCGUAUCUCAAUCUCGAGAUCCGCGAUCAGUACUUCAGCCGCCUGAAGUCUUAUAUCGAGACGGCCGUCCAAGUUCAGGGCGAAAAGAUCACCCUUACAUCUCACAGUAUGGGCUCGCAGGUGGUGCUCUAUUUUUUCAAGUGGGUUGAGAGCGAAGAAUAUGGGAAAGGUGGAAAGGACUGGGUCAACAAGCACAUUGAUUCGUGGGUCAACAUCAGUGGCUGCAUGCUCGGUGCCGUCAAGGGACUGACUGCCGUGCUCUCCGGCGAGAUGCGUGAUACAGCUCAACUCAAUGCCUUCGCUGUGUAUGGCCUUGAGAAGUUCCUCUCGAAAGAGGAACGGGCGGAGAUCUUCCGCGCAAUGCCAGGUAUCUCCAGCAUGCUCCCUAAAGGCGGCGAAGCCGUCUGGGGCAAUUCCACCUGGGCGCCGGACGACCAGCCUGGUCAAUCUAUGAGUUUUGGAAACCUUCUGAAUUUUCGGGAGACCAACUCGUCUUGGACGAGACGCAACCUAACUUCGUCAGAGAGUCUGCAGUACCUCUUCGACCAAAGUGAAGAUUGGUAUAAGAACCAGCUACUCGCACGGGUGGCGCAUACCACCCGUGAGGUCGAGGCCAACGAAAAGAAUCCACGUACAUGGUUGAACCCACUCGAGGCUCGACUCCCGCUCGCGCCUGAUAUGAAGAUCUACUGCUUCUAUGGCGUUGGCAAACCCACCGAGCGCAGCUACUUUUACCAAGAGGAGCGCGAUCCCCAAACAAAGCUGAACGUUAGCAUAGACACAACUGUCACCCUCAACGACGAUAUCGACCGUGGAGUAGUUAUGGGUGAGGGUGAUGGCACAGUCAACCUUCUCAGUACAGGAUACAUGUGUGCCAAAGGCUGGCGCAUGAAACGAUACAACCCAGCCGGGUCCAAGAUCAAGAUCGAUUCUCCCCCCCGCGGUGGACCUAAUACUGGCGACCACGUCGAUAUCCUUGGUCGUGCCUCUCUAAAUGACCUGGUUCUCCGCGUCGCCGGCGGCAAAGGCGACCAGAUCGAAGAAACAUUUUUCUCUAAUAUCCGCGAGUAUGCGGAGCGCGUACAGAUCUUUGACGAUGAAUAG
Messenger RNA from Penicillium waksmanii, 1848 nucleotides. RefSeq names its product phospholipid:diacylglycerol acyltransferase. Gene Ontology annotation, biological process: triglyceride biosynthetic process; lipid storage. Gene Ontology annotation, cellular component: perinuclear endoplasmic reticulum; cytoplasm. Bases 1 to 1848 code for a protein of 615 amino acids. The record is from RefSeq and is a predicted model, not a curated record. The transcript has 5 exons. Lineage: Eukaryota; Fungi; Ascomycota; Eurotiomycetes; Eurotiales; Aspergillaceae. Gene Ontology annotation, molecular function: phospholipid:diacylglycerol acyltransferase activity.